Molecule: messenger RNA, 8298 nt
Organism: Aedes albopictus (Asian tiger mosquito)
Lineage: Eukaryota; Metazoa; Arthropoda; Insecta; Diptera; Culicidae
Gene: wry
Exons: 15
Coding region: 1526-5734 (1402 amino acids)
Biological process (GO): heterophilic cell-cell adhesion; establishment or maintenance of epithelial cell apical/basal polarity
Cellular component (GO): plasma membrane; protein-containing complex
Molecular function (GO): calcium ion binding
Source: RefSeq, a predicted model, not a curated record
UCCGACUUCGGUUCGAAUGGCUCGCGUUCUCUCGUUCUCUGGGUACAGGAGACGCUUUCUCUUUUAGGGCGUUCAGAGCCUUCGAUCCUGGCAGCACCCGUAGCCAGAGUUCAGUUUUGCAGAGAUUUUCGACCUUUCCGGAUGUUUUGUGGAAGAACUCGCGGGCGUGAACCAGACACCUAGUGGACACCCUGGGAAAGGAUUCCUUUUUAACUGGAUGGCCAUUGUCUGUGGUCGAUUGGAUUGGUGUUAGUGUGUGGCAUUAUUGUGUCAUCCCUUGGAUGGUGGAAGUCGAAGGAGUAAUACAAUAUCUGCGUUAAGGCUGGGCAGGCCUUCUAACAUUCGGAUUAUCUUGCCAAUCAUAUAAAAGGGAAGUGUGUGCCAAAGCUACAGCUUCCUCCACUAAAUUUUCUGGGAGUGAAGUUGGAAGUGUGUUCCUGCUGAGCAAUCAAAACGAACGGAAGCUUGACGACACCCUGCAAAAAAGGGAGGUCCUGUUCUGCAUCAUUUCGGGUGGAGUUGGGUGUAUUCAUCAAAUGAUUUUUUGUGUGCAUGUUUGAUUAUCAUCGAUUUGUGGUUUGACAGAAAGUGAGAAAAUUAAGACCUCGAACAGGAGGAAAGGAGGCUUUCUCUCUACAGUGCGGAAGCUGCGUAGCAUCCCCCUCCCAAAGUUUUCGGUAUCCGUAUUGGAUUUGGCCAGGAAGAAGUGACGUGGCAGGGAAGGGUGCUUCCCAAUUGUGUUUAUCUAGCGGCUGGAAAGUGAAUGAGUGUCGUGUGAAACUUUGUCGGAGCGGAAAUUUCCUCAGAAAUUGUGCGGUGAACAAAGUUAUCUUAAGAGCCAUUUGACGUAGUCAGUGAAAGUGUAGCUACGUGUGUAGUGUAUUGCUUGGAGAACAUCUCUGGCAGCAACAACAAGGGAGUUUCCUAAUCGGAAGUUUCAUUUUUGCCCGAUUCCACUAAGUGGACCAGUGGGAUUUUGGAAAGUGCUUUUGCCGCUCUUCUUGGAUAAUUCCCAUUGUUCAGUGCGCGUGUGAAAGGAAAACUUUGAAAUCAAAUUGAAGUUUCUAUUAAGGCGCCCAGGCAGUCCUCGUCAAUUGGAUACACAACCAUCAUCAUCGUUGCCAGAAGGGAGGUUUGCUGAAAUUGCUGCUCCUGCGUGUGAGAGAUCCCCGAACGCCCCAUCACCCGGACAAGCACGUGUCCCGAACAAGCAACGGCGCUUCUGUCCCAGCUGAGACCCAGUUCGCAUCGCAGAGCAGUUUAUCUUUCAUCCGUGAACAUCGUUAGUGAUAAACAGAAGAAAACCGAGUGGAAAGCCCCGGGAAAACAUUCCGAAGAAAACAAAUUAAUUUCGUGGGAAUUUGUGCGCGAAAGGGAAAACCAAACUAGGUUCCGCUGAAAGCGGUGGUCGUCGGUGGCUGGUUGUUGUUUGAUGAAAAUUCGGUUGGGAAAUUAUUCAAGUGUUUGAGUGAGUGUACCGGCGAAGAACGAAGAAGAUCUCUAAGACGACAGCGAGAGGAGCAAAAUGGCGCGCUUGAAGAGUUGUUACGUUUGGUUGUUGUUUCUAGUGAUUUGCUCGGUGGUGUUGGGUGUUUACUCAGAUAUGUCCGCCACGGCAACGGCGAUAACGACGACGACGUCGACGGCGGAAACCGUGGUUGGCAGCACCAGUGAGGCUGAUGCAGAGAUAAGUGGUGACGAGGGUGCAACGAAGAUGGAACCGGAGGUGUCGGAAAUACCGUCUUCCACAGCGCCCGGUGAGUCGUCAAGUGUCGUUGUCACGAGUGGCCCCACGCAGAUGCUGGAAGGAUUGACGACUGGUACAGCGAUGGAGGUGAGCACUGGUGCAUCAGGGAAGGGGGAUAUUGAGUUGGAAAGUGAGACUCCGGUUAUAAGUUUCGGAAUUCGGUCGUUCACGGUUGAAGUGGGCACUGGGACUGAACGGUCCAGCGAUGAGCCAGUCCUUAUGAAUGCAACCCAACCGGAAAAUGCAACUCAGCAGAGCGAUGAAAGUGCCAUCACCACCACCGAAGUGAAUAUCCCUAGCGAGUCAUUGGGUGACGAGGCAACUACAGCCACUAUCGUGGAGACAGUUUCGACUAUUGGAACCAGUGAAGCCACUCAUGUGGAAAGCACGCCUGGAAAGAGCUUUAAUCAGGAACUGACAAGUGACGCUGAACAAACUGUGGUUACCGUUAAUACAAAGCUUACCAAAGAGAAACCCAUCAAUAUGGAUGAAUCGGACGAAGAGCAGCAUCUUUCUAAUGAAAUUCGAGUCGAGAAGAAGAAUGGUCUGUAUAGAAUCAAAAUAGCGGAAAUCACAACAGAUGAAUUCGAUAAUGGAUUGCACGAAAGCGACAAUGAGAAUAUGCUGAUGCCAGCUGAUAUCAUGGCUGCUCCCAAGUCCAUUUAUCCCAGUAAGAUUAAUAUUGAUGAUUUUUAUCCUUCGAAGCUGGAAGACUUUAAACCCCUGUCUAGCGGUGGAAAUUCCGUUCAAAGAGAGGAGGCAACGCAGGAGAAAGUGCUGCGAGAAAAAGCAAUUUUGCGAAACGAGGAUAAUGAGAAACUUUUCGAAUCAACGAUCAUGAAACCGUCGGAAGUUUUGCCAAUAAUUGACAGCAAAACUGACAGCUCCGACGAGGACCGGAAUGAGGGCGACAAAAAAGGACAAGAUAAUAAUGGUGAUAUUUCCACGACCAAGAUUGAGAUAGAACUAAUCGAUGAUACCUCGGAAACUUCCACCAGCGACGAAGGAAAACCCUCCAUUGACAACAUCACGGAGAAAUUGGAGGAAAACGACGAAGUAAUUAGCAGAAUCGAGGAGAAUUUCAAAGGUUACAAAACUUUCGAGCCACCAGAGGAAGAAUUUCACGAGGAAUCUACACCAAAGAAGAAGGACGAUGAAGUUAUUACCAUUGCCAUUUCCUCGGUGACGUUUUCAUCGUCGCAGCAAUUAUCCACACAAAUGCCACCUACUCUUACGCCAAUAGCCGGAACAACCACUCUAUCCGCACAGGAGGAAGUCCCAAUCCCUGUCAGCGGCAGUGACAUUGUCAAAGCCAAUUACGGCAAUUUGUUCAUUCCGAGGCGAGUGAAGAAAAACGAUCCCACCACAUCCAAGCUGAACGCGUUCAACUCUGCUCCUCUGAAGAAGAUUGAUUUUGCCAAUACAAAAUUCAACACCGACAACAGCGGCUCGGCCCACGAUCCCAAAGAUGCCAGCAAAAAGGAUAAACCGGAAUUUUCCACAACCAAGUUCUACAACAGCAAAGAGCUCUACAGCGAGCUACACCACCAGAUGAUGAAUGAUAGCGACCAUCGUCAUCCCAACCGCAAUUCGCCGGUCGUACCGAAGAAAACCACUGCCAUUGUUUCGGAAAGGGACAUCCUAACCGCCAAAACCCUCUCCAAACCGGCCCAAGUUCAAUCAACGGUAACCGCCAAAAAGCUACCGCCGAAAUCUGUCACCCCAACGAAUGUGCCGCUUCCGCCUCCCCGCCAGGAUUCCAACAUCAAAAAGCAACUCCUGCAGACAAACUUUAUCCCGCGUGAGGACUCCCCCAACCCACAGUCCAGCACCACGAAACCACACGCCAUCGCCGUCGAAAGCACAUCUAUCAACCGUCCGCUCCACCCUCAGGACCAGCAGAAGAAGAUAAAAAGCCUCGGCGCCGCAGCCUCGGCCAUCAUCGCUGCCACCACCAAACUCACCAAGGACAACAGCAAAGCCGCCGCAUCCGCUCGCAACACACCUGCUGCUGCUGCUGUCACGACUAGCAACAGCACCACGGUCACAAACCUUCGCAAACCGCAACCCGCGUCACCGCCCAAAUCCGCCGGACCACCGUCCGUAAGUGGCGAAAAUCUAAUCGCAAGGCCGGCCAUCACACCGCUCUCUCGGUUGCAGGAGAAAAUUAAUACACUGGAUUGCGACAUCCAGGCCGUCUCACCUGACUCGUCCAUCUGGCGGGGCAACGAAACGCACGAUCUCAAUCUACCCAUUACGCAGACGCCGGAGGACUGCUCGGCCGGGUCCAGCUGCAUCCCGACCACAAUCUCGUGGGAAGGCACCGCCGACAUCCAGUCCGGGGACGUGUUGAUUGUGGAGAUUGACGAUAAGCACUUAAUUCCGUCCAAUUAUAACAAAUCGGGUGAAAGUGCCCAUCACACGACGACGGCAGUCUACCAGGUGACACGGCUCGGGCACGAAAAUUGCGACAUCACCGAGGGCGUCCUGCUCGACAUCACCCCGCUGGUCGUGGACGGCAAGAAGCUGGUCACCCUGUACGACAAGGACCUGACGGAGGGAAUUAAUCUGCUAAUUGUGGUCUCCGAGCAGUGGGGUCAUCAGUGCGUACGCCUCAAAGUGACCGUCAAGUCGGACAAUUGCGGUGAAAAUGCUGACUGUUCCGGAAAAGGUGUAUGCUUCUCCAACAACUCGAUGGAAGGGUAUGAGUGCCAGUGUUGCAGCGGAUUUGCCGGAUCACAUUGCGAAGAAAUAGACGCCUGCACUCCAUCGCCGUGCACCAACAAUGGCAUUUGCGUGGAUCUGUCUCAAGGCCACGAAGGAAAUGCCUAUCAAUGUUUGUGUCCUUAUGGUUAUACUGGUAAAAACUGUCAGUUUGAGUCGGAUCCCUGCAACCCAUCACAGUGUUUAAACGGAGGAACAUGCGUUGGGAACUCCACUCAUUUUAGAUGCGAUUGCACUUCGGGCUACACCGGUCCCCUUUGCCAGCACAACCUCAACGAAUGCGAGUCCUCGCCGUGUGUUCACGGAAUCUGUGUCGAUCAGGAGGAUGGUUUCCGGUGUUUCUGUCAGCCAGGAUUUUCCGGUGAGCUGUGCAACUUCGAGUACAACGAGUGCGAAUCGAAUCCGUGCAUCAACGGUGGUCAGUGCAUCGACAACAUUGGUGGCUUUUCGUGCAAAUGCACCCGCGGCUACACGGGAAAACGCUGUCAUAUCAAGGUGGACUUUUGCGCCAAUGACCCGUGCCCGGAUGGCCAUCGCUGCAUAGACCACGGGGACGACUUCACCUGCGAGUGUCCUGGCGGACGCAACGGACCGGAUUGCAAUCAGGUGCCCCGAACGUUGUGCAAUGUGAAUCCAUGCGCAAACGGAGGAACCUGCUGGACUACCGAGGAAUCGUUUUACUGUGCAUGCCGGCCAGGAUUCACCGGGAAAAUGUGCGAAGAGAACUUUGUAAUCGACACGGUUGUCAGCUCGAGCGAGAUGCUGUCGGACAGUCUUGGUCAGAACGGUGCCCACGGCGGUGGAUUGCACUUGGACGGCAGUAGCACCUUGUACGGAGACUCGGAGAACCACAUCGGCAAGCGGGGCAGUGCAAUCGAGCUGCACAACGCGUACAUCGCUGCGGGAACGUUAGCGGCUGCCAUUCUAAUCGUGGUCGUUGUGGUGACCGCAUGCCACUGCAAGGUGCACCAGAGCUAUCGCUACUUCGCCACCAAGCACCGCCAGCUGAUACCGAUCUUUGGCCGCAAAACGAAAGCGUCCUCCGCCAAUCGGCACUGGCUGAGCGGCAAGGGACACCAGCAAGCCACGGCCACCGCCGCCGGCCACAGCAACCUGAACUACAGCUACGCCCACCAGCAUCCGAACUCGUACAGCCUGCAGCCGGAGCGGAUAAUCAACAAACCGCUGCAGAUGAAUCUCGAGAACGACAUGUACUACACAGUGGAUUUCGGCGAGUCGCAGAACGCACCCUUGAUACAGUAAAACUGUGUGUCGGCAACGGUGUGUUAGAGGGAGGAGGAGCAGAGGAGCAGAGUCCGUUUGAAAAUUUCUAAUUUCGACGUUGAGUUCUAUUCAGGCGCUUAUCUAGUGAAAUAAUUACAAGAGGAUCUAAGGUUAUGUGAAAAUGAUAAUAUAAGAGAACAUACGUUAGCCAAAGAGUGGAAGUAAAGAUAACACAGUUCGUUUUAAUUGAAACCGGACACCUGCCAAACCAACAAUGAACAAACAGGCAUGGCAAACCAACUACAUUAAAAAACGAUAGCAGCAGUGAAUGUGGACUCUUGAAAGAAACGAUAAGGAAACAAAACCUGUAACAAACACGCUCCCAAAACCUUAAUCCGAUUAUUUUUUCCGACGCGUGUAGAUUGGUGCAGAGGAAAAAAAAGCUGUAGAAAUAUGAGAGAACAACAUCCGGCGACGAUGAUGUGGCAGCACAGAAAGGUAAGCAAGAGUGUCCGGUGAAAUCCCCAAGCUCAUGUCGUCAUGCGUGAGAACAAGUGGAACGAGAUAGGGUCGAGCACUCCACCCCCGGUGUGCUUGGCGACAAAAAGGAAAGAAAAUGAUGAACCCACUAAUGAUAAGAUUUUAUAUUCCCCGAUGCCAUGGUUGACAAUGUUCGUUGUUUAUGAUUGAGAUAAUAAAAAAAGCUCUAUUUUCGUUUUUGUGAUUUUGAUCCGUUUGUUUUGCACGUGCGUGUAUGUGAGGUGUCUGAGGAAUGAGUCCUCGGCAGUGUGGAUGUACAAGCCUCACAUGUUAGAUUAUAUGAACAAAAAUGGAAAACAACCCGUAAUUUUAAACAAUAAAACAAUACAUUAUUUAGCACUAAGUGAAGAACCGAUAAGUAUUUCAAAUGUGGCUGAAAACAUACGAAAGGAGAUUUUUAUACAAGAUAAGCAGUUGUUGGAAGCGAAGCUUGUAGGAAAAUGAAAGAAAAUAAGUUUUGGAUUCAAACAACGGUGAAAGGCUCAGUUAAGGGGUUGCUGUUUCGAAAAGUUCCUUCCAAGCUGUGCAAAUGAGGAUUGAAAUUUAGUAAGAUAGAUAAAACUAAAAAUUGUGCCAAUACCAUUUAGCGGAAAGAAGGAUGAUGACAGAUGAAGGCUCUUAUUUUGUUUCUUUAGCUUGAAGGAUAGAAUAACUUGACUGGAUCAUCAGAAACAAAUUGGAACACAUAAAAUGAAACCAAAAAAUGGAGAAGAAGAAAUAUAAAAUGAAAAGUGAGGAAAACAAAGGUAAGAAAUGAAAUCAAGAAAUAUAAAAUUAAAAUGUGGAACGCAUUUUUCAUUGUUCUUUGACUUUUUUGAUGAUUCCAAGAUAUUCGUCACUGAUAGGAAGCAUAGCGUUGCUCGAUAGAAACCAUUCUUUCAAAACAGAUAAUCAUUCUUGAAACGAUUGCUUUGAAACAUUUCCAACAGUACAUACAAACAUACAUCUAUAGUAGUAGAAAUUAUCUCCAACGCCCGUCGAAAUGGAGUCAUUUUGGGUGUGCUAAUGCUCCUGCUGCUAUGCAAUGCAACCUUAAAUUCCACCUUGCAUCGCUCCAUUUCGGUUCGGGGCUUAUCUCUACGUCUUGUAUAGAAUUCCAAAAGUCUCCGACAGCGCUAGAAUAGAUUACAUGAAAAUAGACAAAUGUAGAAACGCAGACAAGCGCCAAAGAAAACAGAACAGAACAAUAAACUUUGACGGUUCACCGUGCUCCAAUCUUCCAUUCGUAUCUUAUAUAGCUGAUAGACUACUAAUUCCUUCAAUCCUUGUAGAGAAAUAGAGAAACCGAAGCGUUAGACCACUGCAUCGACAUCAAAUUUCAUUUCACGAAUGAACUCGAACAGAAGAAGAAAGCCCGAAGCGAAUCAAAACUACCAGAUAAUGCCAAAAACAGCGCCAAACGGUCGGUGGAAAAAAGCUAAUCCUCACCGAACACAAAAGCCAUAACAAUAACAAUAUAAACAAAUACUGAGAAAAUAAAGAAAAACAGCAGAACAAAGAGAAAACAAACCGACACCGAGUGAAAAAGUUGCCAAAAAUAACGAACCGAACAACCACACACUGACUGCGAGACUACCGAGGAAAAAGCAUUGGAUAAUAAACGAAAAAAUAUGUACAAUUUGUUUUGGAUUGUGUUACAAUUGGCGAUGAUAUCCAGGAAGCACGAGAAGCACAAGCUAUAAUAUAGGGGGGUGGUGGAAAAUGUGCGAUAUGUUUCACUACUUUUCCGCAACAUCCGCACGCUGACAGCCGCACCAGCUGGGAGCGGCUGCAGUAAACGAUGAAGGACCGCCCACCAUGGGAGAGACCCCACUGACUGCUUUGCUCUGGUGCAAUGCAUUGUUGAAGUUUUUUUGCCUCGUUUUAAACGAAUUUGUUUUUGUUGUUCAACUCAUAUCCAGGGCUUGUUUUCCAAGGGCAAUUGAUACUGUUUAACUGUGUAGUGCUCUGGCAUUGCCAUGGCACGACCGCGAAAAACACGACAACAAACAUGGUUGGUUACAUGAAUGCAUGGAGUGUGGCAGUCGUUAGCACCCACUGACUAGGGUCAUCCAAUAUAGUUG